AUGGAUUCCUCAAAGCCCGCACUCGAUCUGGAGAGGGAGUUGACGUGCUCUAUAUGCACCGAGCUCCUUUACCAGCCUCUGACUCUGCUCGAUUGUCUACACACGUAUUGCGGUGCCUGCUUGAAGGACUGGUUUUCUUUCCAAGCGCAGCAGGCCGAAAACUCACCGACCCCGCCCGCACCAGGGACAAACAUCUUCACCUGCCCGUCAUGUCGUGCGCAGGUUCGCGAUACGAGGCACAAUGCCACCGUCGCCACUCUCCUCGAUAUGUUUGUGGCUGCGAACCCGGACAGGAGGAGAUCUGAAUCCGACGUGGCGGAAAUGGUGAAGAAGUACAAGCCAGGUGAUCAGGUGCUGCCAGAAGUUAAGAUUCCCGAGAGAACAGCGGAAGAGAGGCGCGCAGACGACGAAGAAAGGAGGUUACUGGAAGAUGUGCGGGAGAUGAGCCUCAGAGACGCCGGAGUAGACUCUUCCUCGGGACAUCGACAUCGACGGCGUAGAGAGGACAGCAGCUCUGCCGAUGGACGAACCAGACGGAGCCGGGACCACAGUCGGGACAGCCGCCACACCCACAGACAUGAGGGCAGUCGGAGACCGCGAGACGACGAAGGGAGGCCUACUGGGGACCAGCUGCAGCCGGAUUCGAGGUCGGGCGAGCAAAGGAGACGGCGAAGGAGUGAGUCGAGACAGCGUGCCCAGGAUUCAUCCGACAUGAGGCGUCGGCAAAUCGAGCACCAGUCGUCACUCAGAUCACUCAUAAGCUCGAGUGAUUUGAGCGAGCGCGACGUGCAGAAGGAAAUUGAGGAUUUUGCCAGACAAAUCCAGGAAGAGGGCUUGUUGGAUGGGCUCGAUCUGGACAACAUCGACCUGAGCCGGAACGAUGAGCUGAGUCGGAAGAUUACAGAAGCUUACAGACGACGGCAACGGGAGCGGGAGCGAGAACGAGAGCGCACCAGGGCCGAAGGAACGAGAAGAAGGGACACCAGUGGCCAGCCCAGGCACUCUCCAGAUCGUGUGCAGGAGAUCAGGUCAAGUGCAUCAGACACAAGCAGGCCCAGUAGCAGGCAACGACCGCACUCAAGGUCAACUAGUGCAACUGGGUUUCCUGAUGAUCGCAGCCGGCCGCCACUCUCACAGAGCGCCCUGCAUCUUGAAGUUCGACCAGAGGAGAGGCGGCGACGGAGGCGAACCUCGAGCGGCGGUCGCAGCGCGACGACACCCCUCCCAGCAACGCAGUCCGAGACCCGCGUCGCCACUCGAUCGCAGACCGAUCUGUCGUCACGAACACAUUUUGGUGAAGCAGUUGCCCCGAGAACCGUCUUCACCGAGGCGAGAAGCUCGAGCACGCCAUCAGUACCUACCACGACGCAGUCGCCGACGACCACCACUUCGCCAGCACCGCGCGAGCUGACCUUUGCUAACCGCAUGACGAAUUCUUCUGCGUUGGUGUCUUCCAACUUUGCCGCGUCUCCGCCCAUAGAGCCGUUGUCGCCUCGUCUGCAGCGGCCAAACCGGCCGGCAGACUUGUCCAUCAUCAGCCAAGCAACUUCAGGCCCUGUCGGGCUAGGCUUGGGUUUGGGGAUAGGGAGUCCGACCACCCCCGGUCAUCAACGAACACGCUCGCAACUGUACCCGGAGCCCUCGAUUACGUGUUCCCGCUGCGCAAAGCAGCAUAUCGAGUACGAGCUACACUACAACUGCGGCAUCUGCGCCAGCGGAAAUUGGAACAUCUGCAUCGACUGCUACAGGUCCGGCAAAGGCUGCUUGCACUGGUUUGGCUUCGGGUACGGAGCGUGGGCCAAGUGGGAAAAGGCUCGGCACACGGCACACGAGGACAUACCCAGACCUCACAUGCUGACGGCGAAUCGUUACCUCCAGCCAAAGAUCAUCCCGGGUGGAGCGGAAGGCAGGCGAACUCUCACGACCGACGAUCCGAUGAAGCGGUUGGAAAGCGGCAACUUCUGUGCUCGAUGCCAGGCCUGGGCGAACGAGUGCUUCUGGCGAUGCGACUUUUGCAACUUUGGCGACUGGGGGUUUUGCAAUAAUUGCGUGAACCAGGGACGAUCGUGCACACAUCCGCUUCUGCCUCUGACGUACCAGCCUCAGCCAUCACACACGCCACCUGCCAGUCCCAGGUCGCCUCAGCCGCCUCACGCGGCCGCUGUGCUGACGGGGCCUAACAUUCACAAUAUUGGCCCCUUUAAGCCCCUGACGUUUACGACGCGCUGUGACGUCUGCCAGGACCCUAUCUCUCCCAACCACAGCCGAUAUCACUGCUUCACUUGCACCAGCUCAAUCGAGCCGGACACGCAACCUGGCGACUACGAUGUAUGCACAAAUUGUUACGCCAAUCUUGAAGCGCGUGAUCAAAUCAGUCCCGAGAAUGGGCACGCGGGCUGGCGCCGGUGUCUCAACGGCCAUCGCAUGAUCGUGGUCGGCUUCCGCGACGGGCCGGGCGGGCAGCUGCGGCACAUACUAUCCGACCUCGUGGGCGGCCGCAAUCUCCGCAUCACGCAGUCGGAUGGCACCGACGACCAGGCCCCGCAGAAGUGGUGGUGGCACGAGGGCGGGCAGACGAGGGAGCGCUUCGUCACCAGGGACGUUGCGGCGGACGCCCCGACAGGCGAGGGUCUCGCGCAGGGGUUCCCCGCGGACGGCGGCGUCGGGAUGAGGGCGGCAGCGACGUGGGCGUGGUAUCCCAAGGCCGAGGACGAGCUGUUGUUCCCCAAGGGGGCCGAGAUCCGGGAGAUUGAGGACGUGAACGGGGACUGGUUCUUUGGGGUGUACAUGGGCGCGAAGGGACUGUUUCCAUCGCCGUACGUAAGGCGGCUUGAUGAUCAUGCAGGAUAG
Messenger RNA from Colletotrichum paranaense, 2850 nucleotides. RefSeq lists its product as uncharacterized. The coding region runs from base 1 to 2850 and encodes 949 amino acids. Gene Ontology annotation, molecular function: protein binding; metal ion binding. The record is from RefSeq and is a predicted model, not a curated record. The transcript has 2 exons. NCBI's taxonomy places the organism in Eukaryota, Fungi, Ascomycota, Sordariomycetes, Glomerellales, Glomerellaceae.